This is a messenger RNA of Achroia grisella, 2900 nucleotides long. RefSeq names its product E3 ubiquitin-protein ligase MYLIP (gene dnr1). NCBI's taxonomy places the organism in Eukaryota, Metazoa, Arthropoda, Insecta, Lepidoptera, Pyralidae. The transcript has 6 exons. Bases 230 to 1708 code for a protein of 492 amino acids. Gene Ontology annotation, biological process: ubiquitin-dependent protein catabolic process. Gene Ontology annotation, cellular component: cytoskeleton. Gene Ontology annotation, molecular function: ubiquitin-protein transferase activity. The record is from RefSeq and is a predicted model, not a curated record.
CUUAAUGUAGUAUGGCCGUCGUUGGGAGGUAUUCACAGUUUUACUUCCACAAAGAAUACGCGAUAAACAUUGCUCAGAGCGAAUUACGAAAGACAUUUUUAAACAAAUACUUUACGAGAGUGAGAUAAACAAUAAUCAAUAAACAAAGUGUUAAUGUUUGAAUAGCAUCGGUACGUUUUAUAAUCGCGACCUCCUUUAAUAAUUUACGGUUUUCUCCGAAAUAUUCAAAAUGUGGUUAAUAAGUCAGGCUAAUUCUGUGAUCCUUGAAGUUAAGGCUGACCCCAAUUCCAUUGGACAGGAGUGCCUUGAGAAGGUAUGCGAGAAAUUGGAGAUCGGCGCUGAGGCCGACUAUUUUGGACUACGAGUGAACUCAGGCUCAGGACCGGGGAGAUGGUUGAACUUGAGGAACCCGUUAGACCCUCACCGCAUCCCUGGAGGUCGGCUGGACCUACGAGUCAAAUUCUGGGUGCCCCCACAUCUGCUGAUUAACGAACCGACCCGCCAUCAGUUCUACCUUCACGCUAAAUUAGAUCUGACUGAAGGUAGACUGGUCGUAGCUGAUUGGGAGGUAGCCAGACGGAUAAUAGCUUACAUAGCACAAGCGGAGACAGGAGACUGCGACCCAGAUGUCCCACCCACUCAUAUUUAUGAAGAGUGUGACAAAAUUGGACCACAGGGCGAGAAACCGGAAGAUCACAUGGAGAAAAUAAUAGACUAUCAUUGCGAAAUUGCCGGCAUGAGGGAAUCACAAGCGGAAUAUAGGGUUCUUAAAGAAAUUUCCAACCUUGAGUCCUUUGGCGAAGAGCUAUUUUUCUGCAAAUCUGUAAACGAGAGCAACAACGCACAUAAUUUGUACAAUCAUCUGCUAUACCAUAGACCACAGACGGAGGAGCCGAGGGCUAGGGAAUCUGACCAGGAGAUAGAUGGUGGGGCAACCGUUGGUUGUUUAGCAUCGGGACAGACUGGCGGUGGCUGUGGAUGCAGAUUGAGUACCAGUGUUGGUGUGGGACCUCAUGGGAUCGUGGUGUACCGACCAGCGUGCAAUGGCGAGCAGGAAAUAGGUGUAGAAAAACAAAGUAUACCAUAUACGGCGAUCCAUCGGGCGCAACCACUCCGCCGGUUCUUCCAGCUGUCAUACGUGACUGCUGACGGCAAUGUAGCACCACUACACGUCAAGAUGGCGACGUCGGGCCAAGCGGCCGCGUUGUACCGCGCCGUCACUGAGAAGCACGCCUUCUACUGCUGCGAGACAGUCCGCAGCGAUGUCACUGAACAGUUCAUUAGGGAUCUCAAGGGUACAAUAGCGUCGAUCUUCAACGACUCGUCGACGCUGGGCCGCCGCUACGUGUUCGACAUCCGGCGCACGUGCCGCGAGGUGCACGACCGAGCGCGACGCGCAAAGCACGCGCACGCGCUCGUCGCCGCGCACGAGCCGCGCCCCAGGAGACGAUCCAGCGCCAGCAACGACAACAAGGAGUUCCGCUCAAGAUCACGAAGCGGCGGUGGCGAGACGCUGGCGUGUCGUGUGUGUAUGGACAACGGGAUGGAAACCGUGUUUCUUCCGUGUAGACACGUCGUCUGCUGCGGAGAAUGCGCACCCAGAUGCAAUCGUUGUCCUCUAUGCCGCAGUGAAAUAGAGAGCGCGUUGCAUAUAUUCUUCCCAGUGGAGUACCAGAAGAUGGCGAACACGAGUAUUAUUGUUAAAUGAUACACAAUACUAACGAUUUGAUGGACAAAGCAAUAUGACAUCCGGAUCGGAAUUUUACUAGUUACUUUAACUAACGGUUGGACAGGGAGUUAUAAGUUGACGGGGUCUGUGUACCAUUGAUUUUGUCUAAUAAGGAUCUUAAUUAAUGUUGAUUUGAAACAGUUUAGAAGAAAGGCCUUACAAUUUUUUAUAUUAUCUACAUGUAUUAAAAAAAUAUAAAGUCAUUAUUCCAUAUUCAAAAAUUUAUAAUAUAAAAUUAAAAAAUCAAUGCUAGUGUUUUUUAAUUAGCUAUAUAGACAGACAAAGGUUUAUAUACCAUACAGCCUGUAUUUAUAUAAAAUCUAUACAUAUAUUGCAAUUCAUUUUUCAAUAAUCAAUUUAAAGGUAAUUAUUAAAAAUAAAAUGUUAUGAUUCCAUUUUCAAAAUGCCUUUUGUCCUUUCUUAUAAACUGUGUCUAGUUAUGUCAUCGAAUUGGUCUGUUUGUAAAUGAAUUGGUUUUUAUUAUGGUGGUGUUAUUUUUGAUUUUUAAUUGCAUAAAUUUAGAUCCUUCAUUAGAAUUGGAUGUGUUGAACUCGGGUGGCGUGUAUUGAGUGAACUCUUAUUAUAGAACUACAGUGAGUGUGAUUGUUUAUGCUAGUCAGAACUUGACUUUCAGUUUAUGUUCAUAAAUGUGCAUUUUUUUUUCUUUAUUGAUUAUCUGUAUUCGGGAUUGUUAAUGUUAAUCUAUACACUGCAUUCCAAUUACAAAAAUGAUUGUAUUAUUUAAUUGGUACUUAUUCUUUAGUUUCAUUUUUUAAAGAUAACAGUUAAAUAGGUACGUCAAAUUGAAACCGUAAUAACAGUAGCAUAGAAUUAAAUUUGAAAGUAAGUUUUAAAUCCUUCGUUUUAGAAGGCGCGGUAAUUUUAAUACUUCUACUAAAAAUGUUUGUUAAAUAUCUAAAUUUACUGGGAGAGGAACAGGGAGCGAGAAAUUGCAUUUUUUAUAUUCUUGCCUUUGCAGAGACGAAACUGUUUUUCUUUUUUUAUGUUGAUAAUAAAAAAAUCUUUAUUUUUAUUUUAACAAAUAAAGUUUUACGGUAAUUAAUUAUUUUAAGUUAAAAUUCGUAAGACCUAUGGUCUGUAAGUAAUUAACAAUAAGUAAAGAAUAACAAAAAAAAAAAAGAGUUGAUCUAUGGAAUAAAAAUGAACUUAC